AUGGCUUCAUCAAAUACACCAUCAGAAACACCAACUUCUCAGGAACAAGGAUCAACUUCUGAUCCAACAAUUGGAACCCAAAAAAAUAGUAAUAGAGGAAAUACUGAUCCUGCAUGGGGACAUUGUAAACAAGUUGUGGAUAAAGGAAAAACUGUUCUAUUAUGUAUUUAUUAUGACAAGCUUAUUAGGGGUGGAGGAAUUAACCGGGUUACGCAUCAUUUGGCUGAAAAAGGCGGAGAUAUUGAGGCAUAUCGAAAGGUGCCAGCUAUGCAACACCUGGAGCUCAACCAACUAUCAAAAGUGUUCUCCAAAGCAAAAAAAUUGUGGAGAAGUGUGAUAUUGCUAUUGCAAGAUGCCUCUGUGCCAUUCAAUGCGGUUAAUUCAGCUUAUUAUCAGCCGAUGAUCGAUGCUAUUGCAAACAUGGGUGCAGGAUAUAAAGGGCCAAAUUAUCAAAGAGUUCUUGGAUAUUUGUUGAGUAAAUUGGUUGAAGAUGUAAAGAAGAUGGUUGAAGAUUAUCGUGUGAUUUGGAAACAAACUGGAUGUACUAUCAUGGUUGAUGGAUGGACUGAUCGUUUUAGGCGUACUUUAAUUAAUUUCUUGGUUUAUUGCCCUAAAGGAACUGUUUUCCUAAAGUCAGUUGAUGCUUCUCAUAUCUCGAAAACUGCUGAGGCUUUGUUUAAGUUGCUUAGGGAUGUUAUGUUAUUUGUUGGUCCUGAGAAUGUUGUACAUGUAGUGACAGAUAAUGCUGCAAAUUACGUUGCUGCUGGAAGGUUGUUGGAAUUGAAGUUUCCUAGAUUGUAUUGGUCUCCUUGUGUGGCACAUUGUAUUAAUCUGAUAUUGCAGGAUAUUGAGAAGUUAGUGGAAGUGAGUGAAACUGUGUCACAAGCUUCAAUGAUUACGAAGUAUAUCUAUAAUCACUGCCAUCCUUUGUACUUGAUGAGACAGUUCACAGGCGGCCGAGAAAUACUUCAUCCAGCUCCAACUCGAUUUGCCACUAAUUUCAUUGCUUUGCAAAGUAUUCUGGCUCAAAAGGAUGCAUUGAGAGCUAUGGUGACAUCUAGAGAAUGGACAAGUUCAGCUUACUCUAAAGAAGCCAAAACUAAAAAGUUUGUGGAUCAAGUCUUAGAUUCUAAAUUUUGGAAUCAAUGCACUGAUAUUGUUAAACUUACGGAGCCACUUGUUCGUAUAUUGCGUAUUGUGGAUAAUGAAGAUAGAGCUGCAAUGGAAUUUGACAAGCACAAAGAAACAAUUCCUUGCCUACUAGAUGUCAUUGAGAGAUAUGCUUAUGGUGAUGCUGAUUUGAAUACUAAAUUAACAAGUGAGAAGAGAAUCUUUAAGAAUGCUGAAGGAGACUUUGGAAGACAGUCUGCAAUAUGUGAGCGAAGCACCAUGAUGCCUGAUCAACGGUGGGAAUCUUAUGGAUGUGGAGCACCAAACCUGCAAAAGUUAGUGAUUCGUGUUUUGAGUCAAACUUGUAGUACUUCAGGUUGUGAGCGUAACUGGAGCAUUUUCGAACACAUUCACUCAAAGAAAAGGAAUUGGUUAGAGCAUCAAAAGUUUAAUGAUCUUGUUUAUGUUCAUUACAACUUAAGGCUACAACAAAGGAACCGAAUGAGAAAGCAAAGUUAUGAUCCAAUUUGUCUUGAUACAUUUGAGGAUCAUUCGGAAUGGAUAAUGAAAGAUUCACCAUCAUUUUUAACUCCUGAAAAAGUUGAUGCUUUACGGAAUGAUCUUGCAAAUAUGUCUCUUCAAUCAGCUUUAGAUGAUUUGGAUGAAUUGAAUCUGGAAGAUGAUCGAGAUGAUGGUGAAGCUAAUAAUAUUUCUGCAGAAAAUACAAAUCAGAAUGAAACCAAUCAGGAUGUAGCUCCAGAUUUGUCAGAUGAAGAAAGAUAUCUAGACUUUGAAGUUAUUCCUUAG
This is a messenger RNA of Arachis ipaensis, 1917 nucleotides long. Lineage: Eukaryota; Viridiplantae; Streptophyta; Magnoliopsida; Fabales; Fabaceae. The record is from RefSeq and is a predicted model, not a curated record.